AUGGAUGGCACCACGGGCAAGUCUGCCAAGAAGUACCUCAAGGCGUUCUCCUCAAAGAAGAACAAGCAGAAGCAGGAGGCCAAGCAGCAGCAGCCACAGGAGGAGGCUGGCUUCCAAGCCCGCCAUCAAGGCCUUCUCGACGGCGGCGACGACGCAAAGGCACGGCCCGCACAAGGCCAACAGUCGUUGCAACAGCAGGAUGCAAGCAAAGGCUCGCACAAGAAGCUGUCAGAGCGGUCUGUCAUCUCCAUCUGCGUGAAGCAGGGUCGCAACCUCCCCGGCACCGCACAGUCCGCCCCCUUUGUAACCCUCGAAUACCACGGCCAGCAGGUCCGCUGCCGCAGCGGGGAGUCGUGCAACCCCGUGUGGGAUCAGACCUUUGAGCUUGAUGUCACGCGCAAGGACAUGCCCGUGUAUGUGUGGGUGUACGACGCGGCCGUCUCCGCAGACAACACCAUCAUUGGCGGUGGCGAGUUUAUGUUCCACUUUGAGCCUGACACGAAGCAGGAGGUCUGGGUCCCUCUCACCGCCUCCAUGUCCGCCAACACAGCCGACGACCACGGUGCGAUCCUGAUCACGUACACAUAUGAGCGGCGCCUCACCACCAAGAGCCUCUCCAUGGACGACUUUGAAAUCCUGCGCGUCAUUGGCAAGGGCAGCUUUGGAAAGGUGAUGGUCGUGCGGAAGAAGGACACGAAGCGCGUGUAUGCGCUGAAGAAACUCAACAAAGCGCAUCUCAAGGAGCGCGGAGAGAUUGAGCACACGAUGUCUGAGCGGAAGAUUCUUGAGAUCCACAACUCGCCGUUCCUCGUCUCCCUCAAGUUCUCGUUCCAGACGCCAGAGAAGGUGUACUUUGUGCUGGACUAUGUGAGUGGAGGCGAGCUGUUUGUGCAUCUGCAGAAGGAGGGCUCCUUCUCCGAGGACCGCUCCCGCUUCUACGUCGGCAUGCUCAUCCUCGCGCUGGAUCAUUUGCACUCGCACCGCAUCAUCUACCGCGACCUCAAGCCAGAGAACAUCCUCAUCGACAUGAACGGAUACCUCAAGCUGACGGACUUUGGGCUGUGCAAGGAGGACGUGGGCCAGUUUGACAAGACCAACACGUUUUGCGGCACACCCGAGUACAUGGCACCAGAGAUUCUUCAACAAAAGGGGUAUGGAAUGGAGGUUGACUGGUGGACGAUUGGGACGCUGCUGUAUGAGAUGAUGGCGGGGCUGCCGCCGUUUUACGACGACGAUACGCAGGAGAUGUACCGCAACAUCCUCUUCAAGCAGCUCGACUUCCCCGCAGAGAUCAGACCAGUGGGUCGUGAUUUGAUCGCUGGGCUGCUGCAGCGCAACCCGAACCGCCGGCUGGGACACCUGAGCGUCAAGGAGAUCACCACACACCCGUUCUUUGCCCCGCUCAACUGGGAUGAUCUGUACCACAAGCGCAUCCCCGCGCCGUGGACGCCCAAGCUCAAAGACCCGCUGGACACGAGCAACUUUGACGAGGACUUUACGUCGCUUCCCGCCGUCGACACGCCCGUUGAAGACAGCGGGCUCUCCCAAAGCGUUCAGCGCAAGUUUGAAGGGUUCUCCUUUGUCGAUGAGAAUGAGCUGGCUGCUUCCCCUGUCUCGUGA
This is a messenger RNA of Salpingoeca rosetta, 1620 nucleotides long. RefSeq names its product AGC/AKT protein kinase. Lineage: Eukaryota; Choanoflagellata; Craspedida; Salpingoecidae. Gene Ontology annotation, biological process: protein phosphorylation. The record is from RefSeq and is a predicted model, not a curated record. Gene Ontology annotation, molecular function: protein serine/threonine kinase activity; ATP binding. The transcript has 15 exons. Bases 1 to 1620 code for a protein of 539 amino acids.